AUGAAAAUAAACGAUAACAUAGGAGGCGUGAAGGAUGGGCCCAUUCCUAAUUUGAAGAUAGUGAUUUUGGGGGAUCUGGGGGUUGGUAAAACAUGUUUGAGGUCCCAAUUCAUCUAUCAUAUAUUCACGAAUGCUUACAAGGCGACGAUAGGAGGAGACUAUCUUACGACUACGGUGAUGAUACCAAGAGACGAGGGAUAUGAUAGGAGUCGGAGGCUGGAACAGACGAUGGAAUUACGUGCAGAAAAUGAAGACGAACAUGAUAACAGCGAAGAUACAUUGACGGGGUGUAAGACUAUGCCCGAGAAGGUGAAUUUACAGAUAUGGGACACGGCGGGGCAAGAGAGGUUCAACUCGAUCUCACAGGCAUUUUAUAGAGGUACUGAUGUGGCUAUACUUGUGUACGAUAUUACCAACUAUGAAUCUGUGCUCAGUCUUCGGGACUGGUUAAAACGAUUUAUAGAGCAUUGUCAUGUUGAACGGCCUGGAGUCAUGAUCAUUGGUAAUAAGAUAGAUAAGGAUAGCGAACGAUGUGUGGAUAGAGAUGAAAUACGGGAGAUUUUAAACAAGAACACGGAUAUAAGUAUCGAUUCAUACGUGCGAGAUUGGGAUACCGACUUGCUAGAGGUAAGCUGCAAGAAACGAGAAUUGGUGGAUGAGUUGUUUCAACGGGCAGCCCAAUUGGGGGUUGAGUUGCUGACUAAUUCGGGCGACAAGAAUGCUAAAAAUAUGCUUAGUUUUGAUACUAUAGACCUACAGCAGGGAAUAGGUGGGACUUCUUCUUGCCGAUGCUUAUGUUAG
Debaryomyces hansenii CBS767 is the source of this 801-nucleotide messenger RNA. RefSeq names its product Ypt7p (gene YPT7). The transcript has a single exon. Lineage: Eukaryota; Fungi; Ascomycota; Pichiomycetes; Serinales; Debaryomycetaceae. Gene Ontology annotation, biological process: regulation of vacuole fusion, non-autophagic. Gene Ontology annotation, molecular function: GTP binding; GTPase activity. The record is from RefSeq and is a predicted model, not a curated record. Gene Ontology annotation, cellular component: phagocytic vesicle; late endosome; vacuole. The coding region runs from base 1 to 801 and encodes 266 amino acids.